This is a messenger RNA of Penicillium egyptiacum, 1236 nucleotides long. The record is from the annotation of a GenBank genome assembly. NCBI's taxonomy places the organism in Eukaryota, Fungi, Ascomycota, Eurotiomycetes, Eurotiales, Aspergillaceae.
AUGACGAGGUCGCAGCCAUCCAUUCUGCUGCUAUUGACCCUGAUGGCCAGCAUCCGACCAGGACAAGCAUUUAACUCUGUCGAUCUCUUCUCAAGAAGCUCAGGCGCAUGUCCCUCAUCAUUCACUCGCUGCGGCAAUACGAAACUCCCAAAUGAUUUUUGCUGUCCUUCAGACUCCACCUGUAUCAGUUUAGACGAGGGCAGCUCCUCCAUCUGCUGUCCCGCCGGUCAAGAUUGUCACUACAUCUCGCCGAUUACAUGUGACAUAGAGCAGCAGAAUGUCACUGGUUACCCGGAGAGUGUCAUCAAGACAACCCGUCUGGCCGACAGCCUUCCCAAAUGCGGCGAUGCAUGCUGCCCGUUUGGCUACACCUGCCAAGGGGACAACACUUGUUCCCUAAACAAAAAGACCUCAUCAACUGCAACAGAAUCUGUUUCCAGCUCCUCGACCACUACAUCAUCAUUGACAAUGGCUACAAGCUCACCAACACCCGAUACAACCAUCACACCCGUGCCGUCUCCGUCAUCCGAAAAAUCCGCAAACUCCAGCGCAGCACUAUCAACCUCAUGUUCCUCCUUCCCAGCUGGAGCUAUAGCAGCAGGCUUCUUCCCAGGCGCGGUCUUCGGUGCUGUCGCCGCCCUCUUAAUAACAUUCUGUUUCCGACGUGCCCGAAAAGACGAAUGUGAAAUACAAGAAGGCAAAACCGGACCUAAUUGGUCCCAGCGCUCUUCUUCCGGCGCAAUAUUAUACAUAUCGAACCCCAUACCCCAAGACGAUACCUCCUACCGUACAGACUUUCUCCGAAGCCCACCGCGAGCCAAGCGCUCUUCUAUAGGAGGACGCUCCACUCGCACGAUGAUCCACCGCACUAGCAGCAGAGUGCGGAGUCUAUUCUCCGGUUAUCCAAGACAAAACCCCCGACUAGACAACGAUGUGCCGCCUAUCCCUAUCCCAAACCCUAUGGCAUCGGCUCCGUUUACUCCGCCACGGCAGCGCCAGCCGAGUACGGAAAGCAUUAAGGUGUAUUCACCGCCUGAGUCGUCGUUCUCGCAGUCUCGCACUCUCUUAGGGCCUGAGCCCUUGGGGUACCCUGGUUCUGCCGCUAGGCCGGAUACUCUGUUUGGCGACCUGAUGCGGGAUGUUGGGGCUCCUCGUGAUGGUCACGGUAAGAGGAAGGCACCUUAUCCGACUAGUAAUGAUUCUCGGGAAAAUCCAUUCAGGGAUCCUGUGCGUUGA